AUGGAAGAAAUUGAAAAAAAUCGAAUAGAAGAAAACCAAGAAGAAAUCCAAACGAGUCAAAUAGAAGAAAACCAAACAGGAGAAAUCUUCACUUCCCAAGAUACACUUCGAAAAUGUAGAAACAGAAAAGAAGAAUCAUCUCAGCAUCGUAAGAUAUGUCUCAAUACCGAGGAAGAAAUGGAUAUUCAAAAUGAAGAAGACGAAAUAUAUGUUCUAGAUAAUGAAAAUGAAAUGGAUGUUCUAAAAGACGAAAACGAAAUGGAUAUGAGUGUUUUAGAUAAUGAAGAUGAAAUAGAUACGUUAGAUGAUACUAAUUUGCAACAAGAAGUUGAUAUGCCUCAAAAUAAAUUAAACCACGUAUAUUGUCUAACUUGUAAUGAAAAAUUUCCAUCUAUAGUGCUUGUCAUGGGAGAAUGUUAUCGUUGCUAUUCUGAGAAAACCUUACCAAAAAAAUUUUCAUUAGAAAAUAAUAUGGAUCCAGGUGAGGUACCUGAAGAACUCCAAGGACUUACUGAAAUUGAAGAGAUGUUGAUUGCACAAGUUUUCCCAGUUAUGGUGGUUUACAGACUUUGCGGAGGACAAUACGGAUACAGAGGAAAUAUUAUCAACUUUCCUCAAGACAUAGAAGAAUUUACUACUUGCCUUCCUAGACACCCAUCUUCAUUGAAUGUGCUUAUUGUACGUCGGCAUUCCGAAAGAGACUCAGCAUCAUUCAAAGAUUUUAGAGAUAGUUUUAUUGAUGAUCAACUUCAGAAUAAUCAAUUAAUAGAUGAUGAUUUCAAUGAAGAAAAUGAGGAUGAGGAUGAAGUAAUUACACGUACCUUCGUACCUUGCUACAUGGCAUGGGCAUUUCCAACUCUCUACCCAACUGGAUACGCUGACCUUCAUGUAGAACGUAUUAGGGAUGUUAAACUAGCUGAGUAUUUUAAACAUUUAUUACAAUAUAAGGAUGGAAGGUUUGCUCGUUAUAAUCGUUGGAGAUAUUUCGCACUUAAUUCUCAAAUGAGAUGGCGAGCCCUACAGGAAGGGAAAGUGUACGUUAGACAGAAUUUUAGUGACAAUCAGCUUACAGUUACAGAAAUUCAGGAGAAGAUUGCUGCAGGUGAUACACAUAUGGCUGAUCGGAUUAUGAGAUUUGGUUCGCAAGGGUUAAUAUUCUUUACAUUUAGCACCACUGAUUUACAUUGGCCUGAACUUCAUAAACUUAUGCUAUCUGAAGAAAAUUAUAAUCAAAACAUCAUCGACAAUCCUCAUAUUGCAACUUGGGGUAGUGUCCAUGUACAUAGAAUCGGAAAGAUAAGAAAUGCAUCUAAAAUUGAAUGGGAACAAAUAAAGGAAGAUGAGAGUUCAUUAAGAAAAGUAGUACAAUAUAUAGACUCUCUAGUUACUAUGAUUAACCCGAGGCCUAAUGCCCCUAUACCUGACCGACACCCAUGUAAAAAAUGUCGUGACGAACUGCACGAUGACCUACAAGAUUAUAUUGAAUUAGAAGAAAGCAACUAUACCUUUUUGCGUGAUGACAUUUAUGGCAAUCCAGAACUCAUAACGGCAAGAAAUGAUGCGUAUAUAAAUCCACAUAACAGACUUCAAAUACAAGGGUGGAGAGCAAAUGUUGAUUUAAAACCCAUUCUUAGUAUCCAUGUAGCUCUACAAUAUAUUUGCAAAUACGCGAGUAAGGCAGAACCACGAUCAUUGGCCUUUUCAGAGAUAUUAGAUCAGAUACUUCAUAAUAAACGUGACAUAUCCGCUCAAGAAACCUGUCAUCUUCUUCUUGGAAUUCCUCUUUACCAUUCAAGUCGAACAUUUGUUUCAUUAAAUAUUAAUAAAGAAAUAGGUCCUAAUUCAAUUCUUGAACAUUCUUUCGACCUUGGAUCUCGUGAUAUUGAUCGAAAUCAUGAUUGGAUCAAUGAAAAGAGUACAGAAACAGAUGAAAAUGUAACCUUGAUUACUGAUGUAGUAGAUUAUCAAACUUUAAAUGAAAAACAAAAAAUAAUUUUUGAUCGAGUAGAAUCACAUUAUCAUAAUGUACUUAAGGGUUUUCAAGUUGAGCUAUUGAGAAUUAUAAUCAUCGGUACUGCUAACACAGGAAAAUCAUAUCUCAUUAAGGCAAUCAGAG
Scutellospora calospora is the source of this 2116-nucleotide messenger RNA. Lineage: Eukaryota; Fungi; Glomeromycota; Glomeromycetes; Diversisporales; Gigasporaceae. The record is from the annotation of a GenBank genome assembly.